Rotaria sp. Silwood1 is the source of this 1581-nucleotide messenger RNA. The record is from the annotation of a GenBank genome assembly. Lineage: Eukaryota; Metazoa; Rotifera; Eurotatoria; Philodinida; Philodinidae.
AUGAAUUCUAUAUGGAAAUGUAUUUGUGGUGAUAAACCAAGAGAAGAAAAUAAGAUUAGGGAUAUUUCAGUAGCAAUGAAUUAUCUUUCAUUACCUGGACAAAAUCCAAAUACGAAGAAACCAAGAGCUCAAGUAGUUUUAGCUCCUAAACAUGGUUUAAUGGAUUGGAUAAGAAAAAUGAGUAAUACACCAAAUUUGUCUGGUACGAAUGGAAAAUUAUUAAAUGUUACAGAAGAAGAAUUAGCUAAACACAAUAAAAAAACUGAUUGUUGGACUGCUAUUUCAGGACAUGUUUAUAAUAUAACACCAUACCUUGAUUAUCAUCCAGGUGGUGCUGAUGAAAUAAUGAAAGGUGCUGGUAUUGAUUCAACAGCACUUUUUCAAGAUAUACAUUCCUGGGUAAAUUUUGCUUCUAUGCUUGAAAAAUGUCUUGUUGGUCGAUUGAUAACUAAACAUAGUCAAAAAGAAACAUCAUUAAUUAAAUCAAAAUCUUUACAAAAUCGACUUCGAUUUGAUUUUCGUCAAUCAAAUUCAAGCAGUUUAACACUUUUUAUAUAUACAACUUGUAUAAAUUUAACUGUAGAAAAUGUUUUUGUUUAUAUUGAAAAUUCCAAAAAUAUUCUUAUUCUUGUUUUUAUUGAUGGAUAUAUUCAUACAAUAGCGAUAGAGUUAUUUGAAUUGAUAACAGAUGAUUUUACUGUUCGUAUCUCAUCGACUAAUCCAAGUAUAAUUGAAAUUAAUUUAAACAAACAAAUUGAUCAAAUAUGGAAAUCAAUCGGAAAAUUCCUACCAAAUCAUUUAUCUAUUUGUCCUAUACAUGGUUUUGAACCUAUAUAUUUUACUGCUACUCUAAUUAAACGAAGUCCAGUAACACAUGAUACGGAUUGGUAUACAUUCUCAUUACCUUCAUAUGUUUUCAUGUUACCUCCAAUUGGUUAUCAUGUUCGAUUAAGACAACCAAAAGAUGGUAUAAUUAUUGUAAAACCUUAUACAGUAGUCAAUAAAUUAAAUACUAAUGAACAAGAUUCAUCAUCGGAACAUACAAUUGAGUUAUUGAUUAAACAUUAUCCAGAUGGAUUAAUGUCACCAACGUUACACAAGCUGAAUAUUGGUAAUACUAUGGACAUGAGUUCAUGUGAAGGCACAUUUGAUAUUCAAAGAAUUGAUAUGUGUCAAACACUUAUUCUUAUUGCAGCGGGUACUGGUUUUACACCAAUGAUUCGAAUUAUUAAUUAUGUUAUUAAACAAACGAAUAAUGGAAAACAAUUAAAAGUGUAUUUAUUAUUUUUUAAUAAAACUCAAAAAGAUAUUUUAUGUCGAGAAGAAUUAGACACAAUAUCGAAACAAUAUAAGUUCAUCGUACAUUAUAUUCUCUCUGAACCUGAUACUGAAUGGACAGGUGAAACAGGUUAUAUUCGAGGUGAACUUCUUCAUCGAUUACUUCCACCAUUACCUUCAAAAGAUCAUGACACUGAAACACUUGUUUGCAUUUGUGGACCAAUACCAUUUACAACAUUAGCUAUUGAUUUAUUCAAAGAACAACAUUAUAAAGAUAAUCAUUUACAUGUAUUUCUUGCGUGA